Messenger RNA from Baudoinia panamericana UAMH 10762, 1200 nucleotides. RefSeq lists its product as uncharacterized. The record is from RefSeq and is a predicted model, not a curated record. Bases 227 to 1111 code for a protein of 294 amino acids. The transcript has a single exon. Lineage: Eukaryota; Fungi; Ascomycota; Dothideomycetes; Mycosphaerellales; Teratosphaeriaceae.
AGAAGUGUUGAAAGCGCUCUAUCAAAGUUCUUCUCACCGUAGCUCACCUUCCGUUGAGCGGCAUUGUCUUCCUUAAGCGCAAUGUCACUGUCUGUUGCAGACGAGCCCUUGUUCGGGACUCGACAAAACCUCGAGGUUAGCCUUUGUCGGGUCGUCCUUUCUCGUACAGACAGCUCGACACUCUCCUGCAGGACACAGAGAGCUCUGCUGAACCACAAACACCACCAUGACACAAUCAUCACGAUCUGUCUCUUUCGCUUCAUCAGUCGAGGAAUAUGAUGAUUAUUACGACACUCCUGUAGCGCCUGCUACCUCGCCCCGAGCAAUAGCUCGCCAGCAAGCUUUAACAGAGCUAUUCACCGCACCGCUUCGAGUACCCCUUGACACCUUGGAUCCAAAUGAUCAACCCUACGCUCCCACCGAUCCGUCGGACGACGAUGAAAACGACGAGGAGUACGAUUACGACUACGAGUCCGUCACAUACCAUCGCCCGACCGACCAACAUCGUUGGACAGAAGAAGACUUGAUGACUCUGCGGAACGAUAGAGUUGAGGCCGAAGCGGUGCGUGAAAUGUUUUAUGUCGUCAAUGGUGUCAACAUGACCGGAACCGAUGAGAUACCUGGAGAAGUGUACGUACCGCCUCCGAGCGAUGAACCAGCUGAUGACGAGCGGUCGGAGCCAGACGUAGCCCUAAGUACUGUGGAGGUCCUUGCGAUGCAUGAUUGCUUCCUGCCCAGCACCUUAGGCGAUCCAAGUGCAGAUCCAGCCUCCCCGCAAACAGCGCUCUUUGAGCGAAUGAUUGUCGAAACUGCUCACAGCAUCGAAGGAGAAAGUGGGGACGCCAGGGCAAUUAGGAACAGCGAUCAGUGCGAAGGCCAGCAGUAUGAAAUGGCUAGGGAGACGGUUGUGGCUAUGAUCCGCAGCGUCAAUGACUACCUCCCCGAGGAGGAGCACGACUUUGCCUUUGAUUCGCUCCGGGCUGCUAUUAGAAGGUGCGAACGGCACAACAGUGAGCGUGUGCGCGAAUUCGCUGGUGCCGUGGCCGAGUAUGACAUUGUCAUGCAACACGAAGCGAACGAAGGUGUGCUUUCCGAUUCGGAUGAGGAGUAGAGCUAGGACGAGUCGAUGAAGGGGGAGUGUAUGUAGUAGCUGAGCUCUGUGCUGCUCAUCUUCAGGUAUUCUUUCGUAAACUUCGCCGU